Molecule: messenger RNA, 871 nt
Organism: Cucumis sativus (cucumber)
Lineage: Eukaryota; Viridiplantae; Streptophyta; Magnoliopsida; Cucurbitales; Cucurbitaceae
Product: ethylene-responsive transcription factor ERF024
Exons: 1
Coding region: 35-745 (236 amino acids)
Biological process (GO): regulation of DNA-templated transcription
Molecular function (GO): DNA-binding transcription factor activity; DNA binding
Source: RefSeq, a predicted model, not a curated record
UUUUCUUGCUGCAAAUUCCCCAACUCUAACAUAGAUGUUAUCCACCAUCAACCCUCCCCUUCUUCACAAAAUGCAGAUCAUUAACAACUGGUUUCCACCCUUUCCAUCCUUCCAUAAAAUGCAUCCCAAUUCUCUCCUCCUCCUCCCAUUCCAAACCCUAAUUUUCAUUAUGUUUUUUUCCAAAUCCAAAACUCUUAAUUCUACAUCAAACCCUCCUCGUUACCGAGGUGUCCGUCGUCGAAGCUCCGGCAAAUGGGUUUCCGAGAUUCGAGAGCCGAGGAAGCCCAAUAGAAUUUGGUUGGGAACUUUUCCUACUCCUGAAAUGGCUGCCGUCGCUUACGACGUAGCAGCCCUAGCUCUCAAGGGCCCCAACGCUGACCUCAACUUUCCUAAUUCGGCAUCUUCGCUACCUGUGCCAGCCUCCACCGCUGCAUGUGAUAUUCAGGCUGCAGCCACGUCUGCUGCGGCUGCUAUAGGGGCGGCUGCAGCCGCAAUGGGGUUAGACGAUGGUAAUCACGUGAGUUCGAGUAGAGAAAACGAAGGAGAUGGAGAAGGAUGUGAGGAAGAAUUAGUAGGGGGGGGAUUUGUAGAUGUAGAUAUGAUAUUUGAUAUGCCAAAUAUUUUGAUGAAUAUGGCUGAAGGAAUGCUUCUUACACCUCCAUCCUUCAACUUCAACAUGAAUGCUUCAAACGAUUUUGAAUAUCCUUCAACCUAUUCUCAAGAUACCCUUUGGGAAUUCCCGUAAAAGAAAACCAUUUGGGAUACUUUUAAAAAAAUGGUAAUUAUAAUUAACAUAUAUAUUAGGUUAAAAAGAAAUUCUAGCUAUCAUGAAUGCAGUGAAUGGAUUGGUUUUAGUAGCUCUUUAGGCCUA